CCUGACGGCGGCGAUGGCGGCGGCCGUGGCGGGGCUGUCGCUGCGCGGGGCGCUGGCCCCCGGGGUGCUGGCCCCCGGGGUGGCGACUCGGCGCUGCCGAGGGCUCUGGAGCCGCCUGCCCCCGCUGAAGGCCGCUGCACGCCGGACCGCCGCACAUUUUGCCUUCUUGCCGGACCCGGCACCCACUGAGUAUGGGCAAACUCAGAAGAUGAAUCUCUUCCAAUCUAUAACUAGUGCCUUGGACAAUGCUUUAGCCAAAGAUCCAACUGCAGUAAUAUUUGGUGAAGAUGUGGCCUUUGGUGGAGUCUUCAGGUGUACAGUUGGCUUGCGAGACAAAUAUGGUAAAGACAGAGUCUUCAACACUCCCUUGUGUGAACAAGGAAUUGUUGGCUUUGGUAUUGGAGUUGCUGUUGCAGGUGCUACAGCCAUUGCAGAAAUUCAGUUUGCAGAUUACAUUUUUCCAGCAUUUGAUCAGAUCGUUAACGAAGCAGCAAAGUAUCGCUACCGCUCUGGAGACCUCUUUAACUGUGGGAACCUCACCAUCAGAGCCCCCUGGGGAUGUGUGGGUCAUGGGGCACUAUAUCACUCUCAAAGUCCAGAAGCUUUUUUUGCUCACUGUCCAGGAAUAAAGGUCGUUAUUCCACGGAGUCCUCUUCAGGCCAAAGGACUGCUGCUGUCGUGCAUAGAGGAUGAAAAUCCAUGCAUAUUCUUUGAACCAAAAAUACUCUACAGAGCUGCAGUGGAACAAGUUCCAGUGGAGCCCUACAACAUUCCACUGUCUCAAGCUGAGGUGCUGCAGACAGGCAGUGAUGUAACACUGGUUGCUUGGGGCACUCAGGUACACGUGAUCAAGGAGGUGGCAACGAUGGCUCAGGAGAAGCUCGGUGUAUCCUGUGAGGUCAUUGAUCUGAGGACUAUCUUACCCUGGGAUACAGAGACAGUUUGCAAGUCAGUGGCAAAGACUGGGCGACUGCUGAUCAGCCACGAGGCACCCUUGACAGGAGGCUUUGCAUCGGAAAUCAGUUCCACAGUGCAGGAGGAGUGCUUUUUGAAUUUGGAAGCUCCCAUUUCAAGAGUAUGUGGCUACGACACUCCCUUCCCUCACGUCUUUGAGCCUUUCUACAUCCCAGACAAAUGGAAAUGCUACGAUGCUCUUCGAAAGAUGAUUAACUACUGAGUACAGCAGUACAGAGAUAAGAACAGGGAAAUAUGGAAGCUGCCUUCAGAACUCUUGCCGCUUCCCUCAGAUGCUUUGGGUUUGGAAUUCACGUCUCAGACUCUUCUCUGAACUCAACUAUCCUUAAUAUUCAUCUUGGCAAUCCUUCAGCAAGUUUGAAUCUUAUGAAAUCAGUGGUGGGCAGGUGAUUGCUAUACUGAGUAGCUUCAAAUGUAUUUGAAGGUGUUCCAGAUGCCGUACGAAUGCUGACACAUUGCUCUGCUUCGCUAGGUUGCAUCUCUGACCUUCACUGUGUAAAUAGUAGAAGCAGAGUUCCAUUCAAUAAACCAUGUCAUGCUCACCUUG
Messenger RNA from Pogoniulus pusillus (Red-fronted tinkerbird), 1522 nucleotides. It is a transcript of the gene BCKDHB, whose product is annotated as branched chain keto acid dehydrogenase E1 subunit beta. Gene Ontology annotation, molecular function: catalytic activity. The transcript is spliced from 11 exons. Lineage: Eukaryota; Metazoa; Chordata; Aves; Piciformes; Lybiidae. The coding region runs from base 14 to 1177 and encodes 387 amino acids. Gene Ontology annotation, biological process: response to nutrient; branched-chain amino acid catabolic process. The record is from RefSeq and is a predicted model, not a curated record.